Ilex paraguariensis (yerba mate) is the source of this 1958-nucleotide messenger RNA. The record is from the annotation of a GenBank genome assembly. NCBI's taxonomy places the organism in Eukaryota, Viridiplantae, Streptophyta, Magnoliopsida, Aquifoliales, Aquifoliaceae.
AAGAAACCGUGAAUAAAAAAUUCGGGUGGCGAAUCGGAUCCAAACUUGAGAUAUAUGUUCUAGGAUUCUAGGAAGCAAUUAUAUGGAUUGUCUUCUAUUGACUUCCUACAACCGAUACCAGUACGAGGUAGUGCAGGGAAAUGAAAAAUUGCGGGGUUUUCAGUCGAUUUACUUCCCUCACCAGCAGAAAAACCCUCGCUUCUUCAACGGCUAGAUUAAUGAACAACUUUGAGUUUGUCAGAGGCUUUUCUGGAUUGUCGGAAGACCCAGAACUGAAGGAGUUCACGGACUACAUGGACAAUCUCAAGAACUAUGAGAAGUCAGGUGUUCCCAAAGCCGCAGGAACUGAUUCAGAGGAUGGUUUUGACCUGGGAAGAAUGAGACGGUUGAUGGAACUGCUUGGUAACCCUCAAUCCAAGUUCAAGGCUGUUCACAUUGCUGGGACCAAAGGCAAAGGAUCAACUGCUGCCUUUCUAUCCAAUAUUCUACGUGCAGAAGGGUAUUCCGUUGGUUGCUAUACUAGUCCACAUAUUCGAACCAUCCGGGAACGCAUUUCAUUGGGAAAUUUAGGUGAGCCAGUGUCAGCUAAGGCAUUGAGUUGCCUUUUCCAAAGGAUUAAAAUGAUUCUUGACCAGGCGGUGGAACUUGAAGAUGGGCGUCUUAGUCAUUUUGAGGUUUUUACCGCUACAGCAUUCAGCCUGUUUGCUCAGGAGAACGUUGAUAUCGCAAUUAUUGAAGCUGGGUUGGGCGGGGCACGAGACGCAACGAAUGUUAUUUCUAGUUCUGGGCUCGCAGCUGCGGUCAUAACAACAAUUGGUGAGGAACAUCUGGCUGCACUUGGGGGUUCUUUGGAAAGUAUCGCCAUGGCAAAAGCAGGAAUAAUCAAACAUGGGCGCCCACUCGUGCUGGGUGGGCCAUUUCUUCCACAUAUUGAGCACAUUCUUCGUGAUAAGGCAUCUGCUAUGUGUUCACCAGUAGUAUCAGCAUCUGAUCCAGGAAAUAGAAGUACCAUAAAAGAUAUUAGUGAAUGUCGUGGAAAACAUUGCCAGUCCUGUGAUAUGGUGCUCAAAAUUGAGCGGGACUUUCAAUUGUUCAUUGAGUUGUUUGAUGUGAAAUUGUGCAUGCUUGGAACACACCAACUUCAAAACGCUGCAACCGCCACUUGCGCAGCACUCUGCCUUCGUGAUCAAGGAUGGAGAAUUGCAGAUGGAUCUGUUCGUGCUGGUUUAGAGAAUACAAUUUUGCAGGGGAGAACUCAAAUUUUAGGAUCUAAGGAAGCUGAGGCACUAGGACUACCUGGAGCAACUCUACUGCUUGAUGGAGCCAUUUUCAGCGCAUACCAAGGAAUCUGCUAAAGCUUUAGCCGACAUAAUUCAGAUGACAUUUCCAGAGGCGAGAUUGGUUUUUGUGGUUGCAAUGGCAAGCGACAAAGAUCAUUUAGCUUUUGCGAAAGAGCUACUUUCAGUGAGACAGUUGGAGGCUGUAUUUCUGACACAAGUUAGCAUUGCUGGGGACAUGUCUCGAACAACUUCAGCUUCAUUGUUAAAAGAUUGCUGGAUCCAAGCUUCCAGAGAAGUGGGCGUUGAUAUUCUUGACUACAGAGAUGCUGAAUGCGACAAGAUACUCGAGAAUCAAUCUAUUCAAUCAGCGGGCGAACUGGUACAUAGAACCAUAUUGUCUGCCGAGAGUUCAGUAAUGUCAUCCAUGAAGAUUGGAAAUCAGAUUCUGAGAGCUAGACCAGGAGAUCAAUUAGGCAUCAUUGUAGUCACCGGAUCUUUGUAUAUUGUUUCCUCAGUAUUAGGCAAUCUUCAAAGAUAAUUGUUAGUUACUUACCUCUUCUAAUACUGCUUAAAUGUUUCUGUGAAUUUUGGGUUAGCUGAUCUAUCCUGAUUACCAGUUUAGAAAUUCAUUGAUUCUCGUCCAACUAUUUAGAGAUUUGAGGGGAUUGAAAUGGCAUA